Messenger RNA from Styela clava, 3144 nucleotides. Its product is annotated as p53-induced death domain-containing protein 1-like. Lineage: Eukaryota; Metazoa; Chordata; Ascidiacea; Stolidobranchia; Styelidae. Gene Ontology annotation, cellular component: cytoplasm. Gene Ontology annotation, biological process: signal transduction. The record is from RefSeq and is a predicted model, not a curated record. Gene Ontology annotation, molecular function: protein binding.
UUUAUAACCUCUGCUUUUUGCCUAGUAUGAGAUGAAUAAUGACGUUCUCCUUAAUAUUGCAAAGUAUGAGAGGCGGCUGCCUAUCAAUCUUAUUUCAACAAAUACAUUGGAGUGUUAUGAAUCAUUCAAGAAUUUCAUGAAAACAACUGGAAAUGGAAUUCUACAAAACAUUGAAAGCCUGCACCUGCCGUCCACAGGAUUUGAAGAAAAAUUGCAAACAAUCUUGGGCUCCAUCUUGAAACUAACGAGAUUGAAAACUUUGGUUUAUAAAGGUAGAAAAGAGGACAACAAUGGGAAGAUUAUUAAAGGGGAUAUUGCAAACCUUCCAAGGAACAUGCAAAAGCUGAUAUGUUUAACUUAUCUGGAUCUGAGCUUUAAUGACAUUAACAUUUUUCCAGCUUGGAUUUUAAACUUGAAAAAUUUACAAAGAUUACAGAUGAGUUUUUGUGCCUUAAAAGAGAUUCCUGCUGAAAUCAGUGUCUUGUCGAUGUUGAAAGAAAUUCACAUGAAAGAAAAUCAAUUGUCAACAUUGCCAGAAAGUUUUUUCUCACUUCAAAACCUGAACGUAUUGAAUUUGUCAAAUAAUAAAUUUACGGAAAUUCCAUUAGCAUUAUUCGAAUUACAAAACUUGUCAACCUUGGAUUUGUCUGAAAAUUUGAUUGGUGGCUGUGUCGCUUCUUCUAAACGUUGGAGAAAUUUGAAAAGUUUGAAACUGAGAAACAAUGAAAUAGUUACGGUUGAUGCUGACUUUGUUAAUUCAACUUCGUUGAAUUGUCUUGAUCUCCGCUUCAAUAAAAUAAGAAUCGUUUCCUCUCUGCUGAUUGAAAAAGAUUUCAUACUUUUGGAUGGAAAUCCCAUCGGAUAUAAUUCCCCGAAAAAAGAAGACAGAGAUCUGCUGGAUUUCUACAAAGUCCCUGCAUUUGCAAUGGAAAAUGAUACUUGUUGUAUGAAAGUCGAAAUAGAAACAGGAGCUCAAUUUCAACUCCCGUGCGGAAUCGAUAUUGUUGUGCCAAAGAAUGCUUGUGCAGUUAAUAUUAUCUUGUAUUCUCAGCUUGUUCCUGAUGCUGAUGUUGACUUCAGACUGGAGGACAUGGAUGUAUUACUAAGUGGGGUAUUAGAACUCUCUCCGGACGGAUUGACUUUUGAUAAUCCAAUCAAACUAUCAAUACCCUACUCAUUUGAGAGACAUGACCAACAAACAAGGGAGAUUGUAAUCAGGGUGAUGUCAGCAGAUGGCUCUACUGAAGAUUUAGAAACUCAAACAAUAAAAGAAAACAAUGGAGAACGAAACAUGAACAUUGCCGAAGCAUAUACCUCACAUUUUUGCCUAUUUGGUGUUGUAGCUAGAGUAAUGGAAGCUAGUACAAUUUUACAAGAGGACAGUCAACAUCUUCUUUUUUCUCCCGCUUUUCCAAGAACAAAAUUAAAAUUUGAAGAAGGAUCUGUGAACAAUGGUACCAAAGUUACUAUGAAGGUUAUCAACAUGGAUUCGACAAUUGUUGAAGAAAUCUCACAAAGUCAAACUGCAAUUGCAAGUUGUAUUUUAUCUGUUCAAGUGUUUCCACCCGAAACUGUUUUCAAAAAACCUGUAAUUGUUCGUCUUGCAUUACCAGAUAAACUACUUGGAAAGGAAUUCGAUCACAACACAUUGAAGUUAAUGAAAUGUGCUCAUGAUUCCAUCGAGUGGCAAGAUGUAACUCAUGCGACCCCACUCAAUAUUUCUGCCGUUGAUGUUUCAUUCCAAGUACACUCAUUCUCCAAGUUUGUCCUUGUCACAGAAAUUUUCUGUGGAGUUGUUCGUUAUAUUUACAGACGUCUCAGGACUCAUAAAGUUCAGUUUCUAGCUAUGCAGAAACAUUCAUUGCCAACCCAAGUACUUGCACAAUGUGUGCUUGAAAAGAAAGUUCCUGAACGGGUAAAGCAACUGACGGAAUCUGGUUAUUCUGGUGAAGAUUCAGUAACUCCAGUGCAAGAAAUAAUGGAGGGUGCUGUAUUUAAAAUGAAGGUAAUUGGGGAUGUCAAACUGCAAACAUUUAAAGAAAAAGUUGCUCAACACGUUCAAGAAAAACUUGUAGUCUGCAGAUUCUUUUCGCAAUAUCCUCCUGAUAAAAAGGGAUUUUCUAGAUUUUUCAUUGAAUCAAGAGAAGAAAAUAAAAAAUUUCACACUGGAUUUGUUUCCUUUUAUAAAGUAGACAACGAAGAAGAAAAAGUUACUAAAAUAGCUGCUAGAAAAGACCUACCAUCAUUUUCGCCUCCUGAAAUUACGAAGCAGAAACGAAAAGCAGAAUCUGGGGAUAAUAAUUUAGUGAUCAAUAACACAAGUAAUAAUAGAAAAGAAAUUAUUGAAAUCGACUCUGGUGAUGAGUUUGAUGAUGACAAUCAUUUAGGAGAUAUUCCUAUUGUAUUGCAAGGUGAUGGAUUAGAUCCAACUAUCAAUCAAAGCAGACAAAUGGACUUGGACUAUGGAGGAUUAGGAACUGGAAUGUUCAGGGAAGACAAUUUACGAUAUCUUUCAAAUCAUAUUGGAAAAGAAUGGAGAGAAAUAGGAACCUUCCUCGACUUAAAUUCUGCGCAACUUGACCGAAUUGAAAUGAACAAUCCUGGAAAUUUGUCAGAACAAAUUUUUCGAAUGCUGAAAUCUUGGUCUGACCUGCACAAAGCUGAUGAAGAUUGUAUUGAAAGGUUCACAACAGGUUUGUCAGAAGCUGGUAGGAAUGAUCUUGCAUUGAAAGUCAAAUCUUUGUAUGAAGAAGGAACAAAGGAAUUCCAUAACUCUGUCAAAAGUAUGAGGAUCGGAUAAUGGAAAAUAAAAAAAAGGUCCUAGAACAAUGCCUUUGUGAUGUACCGUCAUUGUAUUGAAAAAUUUUGAAUUUCUGCUAUUUCAUUCACCUCUGUCUCAUAAGGUCUUCUAUUUAUAUGUCUUUGAAAACGUGGAUUACCCAAUUCUUAAUCAAAACACAAUGAUGCAUGGCACUGCCCUACUUUGUCAAUCUCCCUUUUUCUCAGUCAACCAAAACUGCCAUUUUGAUAUCAGUUGUUUUCUGCACUAUGCAUUUUUUACUUUUUUAACCGUUUUAGCAGUUUCUGCAUUGUUGCUAUGUGUCUGCUAGUUUUCUAAUUAAUAAAAUCGUUUGAUAGUUGAAA